Saccostrea echinata is the source of this 1916-nucleotide messenger RNA. RefSeq names its product DNA polymerase beta-like. The record is from RefSeq and is a predicted model, not a curated record. The transcript is spliced from 13 exons. Gene Ontology annotation, cellular component: nucleus. Lineage: Eukaryota; Metazoa; Mollusca; Bivalvia; Ostreida; Ostreidae. The coding region runs from base 71 to 1093 and encodes 340 amino acids. Gene Ontology annotation, molecular function: DNA-directed DNA polymerase activity; DNA binding. Gene Ontology annotation, biological process: double-strand break repair via nonhomologous end joining.
AAGAAUUCAAGAAAGCGUUCUAGGUUAAGCGGCCCUCGUUUAACUGUUUAAAUUAGACAAACUGUAGAAAAUGAGCAAGCGAAAGAAUGCAACAAGUGAUAAUCCCAACAAAGAUUUUUGUGACUUUUUAAUGGAAUUGGCAAAUUAUGAGAAAAAUGUCAACAGACAAAUGCACAAAUAUAACGCUUACAGAAAGGCGGUAGGUGUCCUCGCUAAACACCCAACACGCAUCAAAAGUGGAGCCGAGGCUAAAAAGCUGGAUGGAAUUGGUGAAAAGAUUGCAAAGAAAAUAGAAGAGUUUAUAGAUACUGGCUCUUUAGUGAAAUUAGAAAAGAUAAGGGCAGAUGACACAAAUGUAGCUAUAAAUGAACUAACCAAAGUCACAGGAAUAGGACCUGCAGCAGCUCAAAAGUUGGUCCAGGAAGGAAUUACAACAAUAGAGGAGUUGAGAAAACAUCCAGAAAAAUUGAAUCAUCACCAGCAAAUUGGGUUGAAACAUUUUGAAGACUUUGAGAAGAGAAUUCCCCGAACUGAGGUGGAGCAGAUACAGGACACUGCCUUUAAUGAGAUCAGGAAAUUAGAUGAUAAAUUUGAAGCCAGAGUUUGUGGCAGCUUCAGAAGAGGUGCUGAGUCCAGUGGGGACAUAGAUAUUCUACUAACACACCCAGACUACACAUCUAAAACCAAGGGAAAGCCAGAUUUGCUUCAUCAGGUUGUGAAGAGACUGGAAAAAAUUGGACUAAUCACUGACACCUUGUCUCAUGGUGACUUCAAGUAUAUGGGAGUUUGCCGAGUGUUAGAUUCUGGUUCCAGUCCUAGUUCUUCCAAACAGAAGCCAUUCAGGAGAAUUGAUAUCAGGUUGAUUCCCCAUGACCAGUACUACUGCGCAUUGCUGUACUUCACUGGAAGUGACAUCUUCAAUAAAAAUAUGAGGGCUCAUGCCUUGGAAGUGGGAUUCACAUUAAACGAGUACACCUUAAGACCUCUUGGCAGCACAGGGACACCAGGAGAACCCUUGCCAGUAACCUCAGAGGAGGACAUUUUUGACUACCUAGGAAUGGAGUACAAGAACCCCUCACAGAGGAUUUCCUAGUCCAUUUAAUCAGUCAUCAUAUCAACCACUGCAUCAUUGAAGCCAAUUUUUCAAUUAAAUUACUGCCUUGUAAAACAGUUUUACCUUGGUUAAUGAAUUUGUCUAUUCAGGUUUUAAAAUGUUGUGUGUUGUAGAAGAGUUAUGAAUUUCUUUAUUUGUUCAUCUGUAAUCAUUAGUGUAUUUGUUGAAUUGUAAGUUCAUGUAUUAUAAGUUUCUUUUAUAUAUAUUAGUCACUGCUUGUUUAAAUUGGAUGUCAUGAGCGUUGUAUUUUUCCAUUGUUUGUUUGUAAUAUCUUCUACCUUGUUUGAUGUGUCUGAGACAAGAAUUCCUCCUGAAUUCUGAUUAAUUUACGUCCAUAGUUUAAUCUGGCAGCUAUGAAAUUAUUCAUUAUUUAUUUUAUUGCAUAACAGUAUCAUCCCAUUUAAGAUUUAUUGUAUGUACAUCUGGUGCAAUUUUCGAAUUUGAAAGUUAAACCUCAGUAAUACAAUUCAUUUUAUUGAAAGUUUAAGGGCCAUCAUACUAUGUCAAGUUUUAGAAGGAAAUCGUAGUAUCCCUUCACCAACAGAUUACUUUGAUUAGUUAACUGUCAUAGUGCAUCAGUGUUAGUUACCCCAAGACUUUAAUUGGUAUUUACCCCGCUGUAUUUUCAAUCGUUUUAUCUUAAAAAUUGAAAUAUUGGCUUUAUUAUAAAAUGUCCCAGCUUCCAUAUCGCAACUACCAUCAUGUGCUCUUCUUUUGUAAAUUAAAUCUGCCAAGUAAAUUUGAUACAUACAUUGUAAUAAUUUUUAAUGUAGAAAUAAAGAGUUCUAUAAUAAGCAACAAA